Messenger RNA from Schizophyllum commune H4-8, 1074 nucleotides. RefSeq lists its product as uncharacterized. The record is from RefSeq and is a predicted model, not a curated record. Gene Ontology annotation, cellular component: extracellular exosome; endoplasmic reticulum-Golgi intermediate compartment. Bases 17 to 862 code for a protein of 281 amino acids. The transcript has 7 exons. NCBI's taxonomy places the organism in Eukaryota, Fungi, Basidiomycota, Agaricomycetes, Agaricales, Schizophyllaceae. Gene Ontology annotation, molecular function: calcium ion binding.
CUUCCUUCUGACCGUCAUGAAGUCCUUCACGAGACGACUCUCCUUCCUCGCACUCGCGGGCUCUGCCCUGGCACACGGAGGACACCAUGAUAGUCCAGGGCCGGAGAACGGCGAGACGAUACAGGAAUACGCCCAACGACACAUGUCCAAGGAGCACCAUAUCGACUCCUUUGACCUCCCCAGUUUCUUCCAGUUGCAUGAUCUCGACGGCGACGGCGUCUGGAACCGCGGCGAGAUAGAGGCCAUCUACGGCGUGCACCACGUCUACUCGCAGAAGAAGUCCAAGGACGACGUCGAGCACCAGAAGAAGGCGGACACCAUCGUCGAGACCGUACUGGCGAAGAUGGACAAGAACAAGGAUGGGGAGAUCGCGCUGGAGGAGUUUGUGCUCGUCGGGCUGGACGGGCUGCCGAACUUUGAUAACUUGGGCGCGGAGGGGCACCAUUACGACGUGGAGAGCGAGUUCUUCCUGCAUCAUGAAGAGGAAUUCCACUCCACGCCCGAGACCCAAACCGACGAGUCCUACGUGCACGCCGAGGACAUCGAGCACUUCCGCCACCACGAAGAGAUCGAGCGCAAGGAGGCCGAGAAAGAAGCCAAGUACCAGGGCAUCUCCGUCGACGAGGCGCUCGCGCAGCACGACCCCGACCAGCAGCCCCCGCCGCCCAAGGUCAACCGCGUGCCGCCGCCCGAGAAGCAGGACCCCGCGGUGCGGUUCGCGAACGCGAAGGGCGAGGCGGACCGGCUGGGCGAGUGGGGCGCGGGCGACGAGGGGUACAAGCCGCCGGUGAACCCGAGCGAGAAGAUGAGGAAAAACUUGCCGUAUAAGUACAAGUUCCGUCGCAGCUGGGGCGAUUUCUGAUGGGCUUGGCAAGUCUCUUGCGCUGGACGCUGCAGCCUGCUCGAUGGCAAGGCGGGACGAGGAUGACGACGGGGACGUGCUCGGGAUUUACGCAUACGUUGAUGACCUUCCUACUCAUGUUGUAUGCGCGUUCAUUUGGAUUGGCCGUGGGGCACAUGUCUUAUUCCGUGUAAAUUAUGCUCUGCGAGGUGGGAAAGUGUCCAUGUCUAAUC